GGAGGCAUUAUAUGUCCAGCUGGAAGCCAGGCUGUUCCCCAGAAAGGCCAAAGGCCUGGCUGCCCCAAGGAAGACCUGUUCUUUAGAUGAGCUGGACUUUGUUUACUGAAGACAAGUGUGAAAACUGGUAACCUCAGUGUCUAUCAUGUGGAACACCUCGGAUGUCAACUUCUCCUGUUACCAUGAGUCCGUGUUGGGCUAUCGUUACUUUGCAGUUGCCUUGGGCGUGGUAGUGACUGUGACAGGCACCGUGGGCAAUGCGCUCACCCUGCUGGUAUUGGCCAUCCGUCCUAAGCUCCGAACCCGCUUCAACCUGCUCAUUGCCAACCUCACCCUGGCUGAUCUACUCUACUGCACGCUCCUGCAGCCUUUCUCCGUGGACACAUACCUCCACCUCCAUUGGCGCACCGGCGCCAUCUUCUGCAGAAUAUUUGGCCUCCUCCUCUUUACUUCCAAUUCUGUCUCCAUUCUCACCCUCUGUCUCAUUGCUCUAGGACGCUACCUCCUCAUUGCCCACCCUAAGCUCUUUCCCCAGGUUUUCAGUGCCAAAGGGAUCGUGCUGGCUCUGGUGGGAAGCUGGAUUGUGGGGGUGGCAAGCUUUGCCCCACUCUGGCAAGUAUUUGUGUUGGUGCCGGUGGUCUGCACCUGUAGCUUUGACCGCAUUCGAGGCCGGCCUUACACCACCAUUCUCAUGGGCAUCUUCUUUGUGCUUGGACUCAGCAGUGUGGGUGUCUUCUACUGCCUCAUCCACCGCCAAGUGAAGCGUGCUGCUAGAGCACUAGACCAAUACGGGCUGCAGCCGGCCAGCCAUUCUCAUCAGGUGGCUGGAACAAAUGAGGCUAUGCCUGGCCACUUCCAGGAGCUAGACAGCGGGCUUGCAUCAAGAGGGCCCAGCGAGGAGAUUUCAUCUGAGCCAGUCAGUGCUUCGACCACGCAGACCGUGAAAGGUGACCCGUCAGAAACGCAGAACCAGGACACUAAAAAGUCAGCCCAGCAUAUUGCAGAGAGAGGCCUUCCUGAAGCACAUCACAGGGGCCGGGAAGCUACAGGGGCGCGCAGAGCCCCGGAUGCUCCAUCGGAGUUCGGGAAGGUGACGCGCAUGUGCUUCGCGGUGUUCCUCUGCUUCGUCCUCAGCUACAUCCCCUUCAUGCUGCUCAACAUUUUGGACGCCAGGGGCCGCGCUCCGCGGGUAGUGCACAUGGUGGCUGCCAACCUCACCUGGCUCAACAGCUGCAUCAACCCGGUGCUCUACGCAGCCAUGAACCGCCAGUUCCGCAGCGCAUAUGGCUUCAUCUUGAAACGCGGUCCACAGAGUUUCCGUCGGUUCCAUUAGAGCUGGUAGUUCAUUCACCAGGCCAGGCCAGCAUCUGGAGUAGCCCAUGUGGGCAGAACAGGAGACAUUUUCACAGACCACCUCAGUGGUCUUGGGGUACACCGCUUCCCUAUCCGGGAAUCAGUGUGUCAGCCCUGCGUGACCUAAGGUCAAUUAUUAAUAAAUGCA
This is a messenger RNA of Phodopus roborovskii (desert hamster), 1501 nucleotides long. RefSeq names its product G protein-coupled receptor 84 (gene Gpr84). Lineage: Eukaryota; Metazoa; Chordata; Mammalia; Rodentia; Cricetidae. Bases 146 to 1333 code for a protein of 395 amino acids. The transcript is spliced from 2 exons. Gene Ontology annotation, cellular component: membrane. Gene Ontology annotation, biological process: neuropeptide signaling pathway. Gene Ontology annotation, molecular function: urotensin II receptor activity. The record is from RefSeq and is a predicted model, not a curated record.